This is a messenger RNA of Peronospora farinosa, 1992 nucleotides long. NCBI's taxonomy places the organism in Eukaryota, Oomycota, Peronosporomycetes, Peronosporales, Peronosporaceae. The record is from the annotation of a GenBank genome assembly.
AUGAAUUUUCUAUCUGAAUCACAAAAACGUGGCGUGGCGGGACUCUGUGCGUGUCUUUUACCUGCUGUGACCGAUGGUUCGACGGACUUAAUUUGGUCCAAAGCAUAUCUUCAGCUUAUUAUUGAGCACUUUAUUGGACUCAAUAGUACCCAAACCGAAGCAUAUGUACCCAUUUUAACCUCACGACUUGUUCAAUUGGCUGAAAUGGCACACGAUCCUUCAACCGUGACAGUAGACGAACUGGACCCAUCUCCUUUCUUGGCUCUAAUAAUACCUGAACGAAACGUCACAAAAGACUUUGAACGCUGGACAAAAAAACUUCCAAACCGACACAAUAAAUGGAGCAAUAAUUCCAGGACAGAAAAUGAUGCAGUCGAGAUGUUAACGACGGAGAACUUUCGUCUUGAAGUGAUCAAGCGACUUUUGUGGUUUACAGUCAAAAGUGUCGGUUAUGAUGCCAGAUCAAGAACAUUAUUCAGAAGAUUAGUACUGGCGAUGCAGUUGCAGUGGACAGAUGUGACCAAAGAAGAAAUUACGAUUGGCCAAGUACUAUUUGCAGAAGCUACAGCCAUGCCACUUGAUAAAGUAGCAGCUAAGCCCAAGAUUUGGGACUGGAAACGCAAUGCAGCUAUUGGUGCAGCAGCAAUGACAGGAGGUGCAUUACUUGCUGUGACGGGAGGACUAGCUGCUCCUGCUAUUGCAGCCAGUUUGACGGCACUGGGAGGAGCAGGAGUGACAAUUGGAGCAGCGGUGGGCUCGGCAGCAGGUGUUACGGCCACUACGGUGCUUUUUGGGACAGCUGGAGCUGGAGUUAUGGGCAUGAAGGUAGAUACGAGAACAAGAGGUGUUCAUGAUUUUAGUUUUGAUCUCGUGUCGGCAGGAGACGGCAUGAAUGUCUACAUUUGUGUGUCUGGAUGGCUAGAUGACGAUGACCCGCCUACGAGCGGAUUUCGACGAGCUUGGGGAGAUAGUCGGGAGUACUUGCGGGCAUUCUACAGACAGAAAAACGUAGAGAAAGUGGACCAGGUGGACCAGGUUAUGGACCGCUAUAAAGGUCGAGAAGACGAGUUCUUUGCUAUCUUGCGUCGCACGUACAAUAUUGACGUCGGUGAUAUAGAGAAUGACCCAUUAGGAAUUGCAGAUCUAUCGAAGAUGGCAAUGGCAGAUGAAGGUACGCGCUACAGUGACUUUACGAGUUUGAACAGCGACUCGGAUGCCAUUUCGAGUAGCACGGCAAGUACGACGGCAAAUAAUAGUAGCUCUUCCGUGUGGGAGCUAGGAACAAAGCAUGAACCGUUGCGCGCAUGGCGCUGGAAGGACCGCUUCCCUCAAGGUGAUCAGUACUGUCUUGUUUGGGAAGAAGCAGGAUUACGACGGUUUGGUAAAUCGAUGCGCACGUUUGCGGCUGAGCAAGUUUCAUCGUAUGCGACGACAGAAAUUGUCAAGUACACUGCGCUGGCGGCGCUAUUUGCUGCAAUAGCAAUUCCGCGAACAAUUCUCCGAUUGGCCGACAUCAUUGACAAUGCUUGGACAGUUACUAUGAACGCUGCGGAUAUUUCUGGCAAAUUAUUGGCAGAUGCACUGCGUAAGCGCGAGCAAGGUUUGCGUCCUGUUACACUGGUUGGAUAUGGCAUGGGUGCUAGGCUGAUUUUCUCCUGCUUGAAAGAAUUGUCCAAAAGUGAUUUGAUUAAUGAGUCAUGCGGAAUUGUAGAGAACGCUGUUCUGCUCGGAUCUCCUGUCCCUAUGGAGCGUGACGACUGGACAAACGCUCGUCGUGUCGUUUCUGGAAGGCUAAUCAACGGGUACUCUGAAAAUGAUUGGAUGCUGGGUGUCAUGUACCGUUACCAUGGCUGGACAUUAAACUCAGCUGGCGUUGCACCUCUCGAUAUUGUUGGUGUCGAGAACGUGAACCUGUCAGAAAUCAUUGGAGGGCAUCUGGAGUACAAAAGCAAAAUUGGUGCCAUCAUGGAUCUGCUACAAUUGGAUUUCUAG